GGCAGAGGGAACUAUGCAAGAACUUGGUUUAAAAACUGUUGGUAACGAAAAUAGUAUAAUAGAAGUUUUGUUAAAACAGGCUAAUGCUUUAGCAUAUAGGACAGUUGAUAAGGAUUAUAGAAAAAGAUUGCAGAAAGGCUCAGAAUCAUGUCGUGAAAUGGCUCAAGAUCUAUUUCUUUUAGAAACAUUGAAGCAGUAUUGUAAUGAUUUGUCUAAGAAAGUUGAUAUAGUGUUUUGGUAUAGAGAUUUAGCACUAGUGGCAGCUAGGGAUAUUAAAAAGAAGUUGGGUAUAAUUUGGAUUCUGCUCGAUAAGAUUAUUGAAAAAGUACUUGAAAUGUGUUUAUACACAACAGAUGAUGCAUCUUUGUUUUUAGCUAGAGAAGGUAAAGAAAUAUCAGUUUUAGUAGUUUUAUUAGUAAUUAAACAAAUAGUAAAUUAUACAAGUUUACAAAAUUGGUUUUCUUCUUAUAGCUUAAGGAUAGAGAGUACAAUAGUAGCUAUAAGCAGAUGA
This is a messenger RNA of Racocetra persica, 511 nucleotides long. The record is from the annotation of a GenBank genome assembly. NCBI's taxonomy places the organism in Eukaryota, Fungi, Glomeromycota, Glomeromycetes, Diversisporales, Gigasporaceae.